AUGUCAAAGAGCAUCAAAGCCCUGAGUUUGAAAGGCAAACAGGACUGGAACACUUCCAUCUAUAGCUUUACUCGUAACGUACGCAACAAUCUUCUCUGGGAGAAGGACGGAGCAGCCAAACAGUCCUUAAAGGUCUACUUCCAACAAUACUUGACCUCCACCCCUGCAUUCCGUCAUGCUCCCUCAAGAGUCACCAUCCAAAUGUUCUACUACGCAGACCCCAACUUCUCCAACCUCCAGAACUUUAAGCUCGAACCUCUGGAAAAGCUCUUGUCGACCAUGUACCCCAACAAAUUCGUCGACCUUCGUUUCGUACGCGUCCACUACCCUUACAUGAAUGCCGAGAUUCUUGCACAGUACCUCACCGUCAAUGCCGAACGAUCCGGCUGGUCAAUGCUGACCCGCAAAUUCAUGAAGGGCGUACCGCUCGUGGCCAACGGACAGCUGACCUCGGCUAUCCAGGGUAUCAAGUACCAAGUAUCUGGCCGUCUCGGCCGUCGUAAAGGUGCUUCCCGUACUCAGGUUAUGCGCAAGUCACUCGGUACCUUCCAAUUCACCAGCCACAAAUCGCUUGUUGAUGUCGGUCGUCACACCUUUGCCAACAAGAACGGUAGUAUUACUGUCAAGGUCUGGAUUGCAUCAGCACUGUUUGGUGUCAAUGCGCUCGCAAAGAAGAUCACCCAAAAGGCAGCAGAAUCAGCCAAGCUUUAAAGAAAGAAAAAGAAAAAGAAAAAGAAAAGCAAACCCAAAAGCAAAAAAAAAUGAAAAAUAUAUAUAUACAUACAUAUCGAAACUGAAGCUUUUUCUUUCUAUUUUUUCUAUUAGAAGAAAAUAAUGUAUGUGGAAAAAGUAUACUUACAUAUAUAUAUAUUUGAUAGUCAAUAGAGAUAAAGGUGUUGAAUAGGUUUAAUGAAUUUCUUUUAUAUUUUUCUAUAUAAAUGUAUAUGUAUAUAUAUUCAGUUUG
Messenger RNA from Phycomyces blakesleeanus NRRL 1555(-), 964 nucleotides. RefSeq lists its product as hypothetical. Gene Ontology annotation, molecular function: structural constituent of ribosome. The coding region runs from base 1 to 711 and encodes 236 amino acids. Gene Ontology annotation, biological process: translation. Lineage: Eukaryota; Fungi; Mucoromycota; Mucoromycetes; Mucorales; Phycomycetaceae. The transcript is spliced from 2 exons. The record is from RefSeq and is a predicted model, not a curated record.